AUGGCCAUGCGAAGAAUUGACUAUACUGCAGGAUGUUGUGGUUCUACUGAAGGAACUCUAGAAGUUCGAGCUAUUAAAGAUUUAAGUUUUCAUAGAAAUUUUUUUCAAGUUCUUACUGAUGCUUCAGAUCCUGUGAUUAAUAUCUCAACUUUUGGCAUGCAAGAAACUUAUAGGAAACUGAGAGAUAUUUGGUCAGAUCAAAAGAAUGUCGCCUACGCAAAAGGUGAAAAUAGCUCACAGCAAACUGUAAAGACAGCUCAAGAAGAAUUAUCAAUCACCUCUGGAAAUAAUAAUGAAAUCAUUAACAAUAAUAAAAAUACCAACGAUAGAAACAAUAAAAAGGAUAAAAAGGAUAAGAACGACAAAAAUGAUAGAAAUGAUAAUAAUGAUAGAAAUGAUGAAGAAUCAGUUGAAGUAGAUGAAUUUGGACGAAUGUUGCGUCGCGAUCGUGAUAAUCGUCAACGCGAAGAAGAAUAUAAUCAUAGUGACCAUAGUGAUCAUGAUCAUAAUAAAUUUGAAUCAAGGAGAUAUAGCAGUAGUAGUCGAUCUUCUCGACGUAAACUUUCAGAUGAUCAUUAUGAACCUAGUAGUAGCAGUAGAUCAAGUCAUUAUUAUCAUCGAAAAUAUCAUUUAGAUCGAUAUGUUCCUCGACGUUCAAGUCAGAAUAAAUUAUCUGAUAGCGAAGAGAAUAACCGUAGUGACGAUAAUGAAAGAUAUCAUAAAGAAAGAAAACGAUCUAGAACUUGGUCUCGUAGAUCAUCUGAUAGUGAUGAAGAUGAUAAAAGAUUAAGUGGUAGACCACGUUAUAAUUCCGGAGAACGAGAACAUCGAAGAUCUCAUGAUGAUCCAUAUAUGGCAGCAAGUAGAUAUAUUGACACUGAAUUUUAUCCUAAAAAAAUAUUCGUUGGAGAACUUCGUGAAGUUACUGAACGUGAAUUACAUAAUGCUUUCGAACGCUUUGGUGAUAUAGAAAAUAUUGAUUGGUUACCAGAAAAAGGAAUCGCCUUUAUUGAUUUUGAUACCGAAGAAAACGCUGAUGAGGCACGACGAAAAAUGAAUGGAUCGUUAUUAGGUUCAAGUCAUAUACAAGUAAAUCGAGCUAAACGACCUGAAAGAAAUGUAAAUGGUUUUGGAAAUAUGCCUUGGAGUGAUGCAGAUGGAGUUGAAGCUAGAAAAAAUGAUUUAAAUUCAAUAAAUUAUGAAUUAAAAGAAUUAACAGGUCUAUAUAAAUUAAGUGAGAAUAAUAUAUCUAAAAAUUCCGAAUUUUCAUCAUCGGUUACAAAUGUUUCUUCAUCAACACCGUCAUUUCCUCAACCAAAUUCUUUGGAUCCAAGAAAUCAAAUUCCAAAAAGGAAGAUAAUAGCUUAUGACGAUUUAUAA
Messenger RNA from Diversispora eburnea, 1380 nucleotides. NCBI's taxonomy places the organism in Eukaryota, Fungi, Glomeromycota, Glomeromycetes, Diversisporales, Diversisporaceae. The record is from the annotation of a GenBank genome assembly.